AUGGGAGAGUCCAUCACAUCUAUCUAUCUAUCUAUCUAUCUAUCUAUCUAUCUAAAAUCCUCUAGUUUUUUCUCAAAAACAUACAUCCUCUUCUUUCAUUUUCCUUCGUCUUAUCAUCGGAUUUCAUUUAUUUUCUUCAUUGAAUUUUCUUUUUCUUUCGUUGCUGUCUUUCUAUUCCGUCUCUUAUUUUUCAUCAUUGAUUUGUUUUUCAUUCUUUCUUUUCUAGAUUUAGACCACUUCUUUUCAUUUUCUAUUCAACACAUAUUUCGUUCUUUAUCUCUCUCUAUUUCUAUUCAUUACCUUUCUGUCUCUCUACCUCUUUCUAUCUCUCUCUCACACACAUACACCUUUUAUUUAUUCUUAUCGCUUCCUCCUAACCUUUUUUACACGCUUCCAGAAUUCUGCGAAAUCUAUCUCUCUCAGCUUGUUCCUAUCUCUCUCUCUAUAUAUAUAUAUCUGUUCAUAUCUAUCUAUCUACCUCAGUUCAUAUCUAUCUAUCUAUCUAUCUAUCUAUCUAUCUAUCCCAGUUUGUUAAUAUCUAUCUAUCUAUUUUUGGUGAAGCCCCAUUUCAGAAUUGUAGGAAAAUGGUACUCUCACGGAAAACUCAUCCAGAGUUGA
Acanthosepion pharaonis is the source of this 618-nucleotide messenger RNA. The record is from the annotation of a GenBank genome assembly. Lineage: Eukaryota; Metazoa; Mollusca; Cephalopoda; Sepiida; Sepiidae.